AUGGCAUUCUCAGCCAAGCUCACCCUAUUCGUCUCGUUUGCCGUUCUCCCGUUGGCAUUUUUAGCCGUUCGAGACCAGAAGCCUCUUUCUAACUCCUGUCGCUGCUUCCCCGAUGACCCCUGCUGGCCCACCGGAGAUGAGUGGCAGACUUUUAACCAAUCCAUCGCCGGUAAUCUGAUUGCUGUUGAUCCGAUCGGUAGUGUUUGUCACACAAAUGGCCCGUGUGGCGCCUACAGCAGCCAAGAAUGCGCUGAUCUGCUCGCCCGCUGGUCCAUUCCGGCCACGCACUCCGAGACCGCGACACCCCCCUGCACCGUGGGGCCUCUGGCUCGCUACGCGGCGAAUGUUACCUCGGCUGACGAGGUGCGCAAUGUCCUUAACUUCACACAGCGACACAACAUCCGCCUCGUUAUCCGCAACACCGGCCACGACUAUAUUGGGAAAUCCACUGGCCCAGGCUCCGUGGCCUUGUGGACGCACUAUAUCAAGUCCAUUGACUACGUGCCCAAGUAUGAGUCGGACGAGUACACUGGUCCCGCCAUGCGGAUUGGAGCCGGCGUCCAGGGCUUCGAGGCUCAGAAUACGGCUCACGAGAAGGGAUUCACGAUCGUGACGGGCCACUGCCCGGACGUGGGUAUCGCGGGUGGCUAUACCCAGGGUGGGGGCCACGGGCCAUUAGCAUCGCGCUACGGGCUGGCUGCAGACCAAGUACUGGAGUGGGAGGUAAUCACAGCCGCCGGGGACGUCCUGACGGCAUCGCCCGUGCAGCAUGCUGAUUUAUACUGGGCCUUGAGUGGGGGCGGCGGAGGCACCUACGCCGUCGUCCUGUUUAUGACCGUCCGGGUCUAUGCGGAAGAGCAAACAGCUGUCGCGACGCUCUCGUUCACCGCCGCCGCCACAACGCUCGAACGCUUCUGGAGCGUGAUCCGCACGUACGCCGUGGAUAUUUUGCCCCUGUUGGACGCCGGCGGCACGGCCCUCUGGCUGGUCUUUCCCCCGUCUCUUGCGGGGGGGUCGUUAAUGUUUAAUGCUGGGCCACUAACUCUCCCAGGGGCUGGGAAGAAGGAGCUGCACGCCCACCUAGCCUCGACCUUGCGAGCUCUGCAGAAACACAACAUCACCUAUAACUACUCGCUUAAUGUCUUCCCAACAUACCAUGCUGCGGUGGCAGAAACAGCCGUCAACAUCACCGAGAUGAACAUCGGCGGCCGUCUGAUCCCUCGGUCAAGUGUGGAGUCUAACCCCGAUAGCUUUAUUUCCGCCAUUCAGCACAUUAUUGGCUCCGGGGCUGCUUUCUCUGGCUUCUCCAUGAACGUCCAGCCUGCCCACGACCGGCUAUCCGCUAAGAAUGCCGCUAAUCCUGCCUGGCAGGAGGCUACGAUGUCUGCGGUAAUUGGACUCCCAUUUAACUACACGAACCGCCAAGUCGAUCUGGAUAACCAAAAGCUCAUCACCAGCUCCUUGAUCCCUGUUCUCGAGGCUUUAACUCCCCGGGGCGAGAUCAGUGGCGCAUACCUUAACGAGGCAGAUUUUAACCAACCGGACUGGCAGUCAGCCUUUUACGGCGCCAACUAUGACCGCCUGCAGGAAAUCAAGGAUAAAUAUGAUCCGGAUCAGGUCCUGUACGCACGUACCGCAGUGGGGAGUCAGCGAUGGGUGGAGCAUGAGGAUGGUCGCUUGUGUCGGGCUGCUUGA
Molecule: messenger RNA, 1695 nt
Organism: Aspergillus tanneri
Lineage: Eukaryota; Fungi; Ascomycota; Eurotiomycetes; Eurotiales; Aspergillaceae
Product: FAD-dependent oxidoreductase
Exons: 4
Coding region: 1-1695 (564 amino acids)
Molecular function (GO): oxidoreductase activity; FAD binding
Source: RefSeq, a predicted model, not a curated record